AUGGACCCAGGGCUGCCCAGGACCACCGGCCUUGUGCACAUCUGCAAGAAGUUGAACUGGCUAAAGCCACUGGAGGAUCCCUCCAUGGAGACAUCACUAUGGCACUGCCUGUCCACACUGGACCUGAUCUUUCUGGGUGUGGGUGGCAUGGUGGGCUCGGAUCUCUACAUGCUCUCAGGUACCAUGGUCAAGGAGAUGGCUGGCCCUGCUGUGCUGGUGUCCUUUGGCAUGGCUGCUGUGUCAUCCCUGCUGGCUGCUCAAUGCUAUGCAGAGUUUGGGCCACCUGCCCCACAUGGGCUCUGCCUAUGUGUUCAUCUAGAUGAGCUGUGGGCCUUUGGUUGGACCGUGCUCCUUGAGUACCUCAUUAGUGGUGCUGUGGCCCAUGCCUGGAGCCGCUACCUGGACUCCAUGUUCAGUCAUCACAUCUGUAAUUUCACAGAGGCAUCUACCUAUAGCCAUGUGGGCGUCUGGCAGGUGUCCUUCCUAUCCCACUACCCAGACUUCCUGGCUGCUGGCAUCAUCCUUUUGGCCUCCACCUUGGUCUCGUUCCAAGCUUAGAUGUCCUCCUGGCUCAACCACUCCCUCUCUGGUGUUCUGGCCCACCCACACAACUGGAGCCCCGAGGAGGGUGGCUUUGCACCUUUCGGCUUCUUUGGCAUCUUGGCUGGCGUUGCCACCUGCUUCUUUGCCUUCGUGGGCUUUGAUGUCAUUGCGCCUAUAGCCAUUGCCAUCUCGCUGGGCCUAGUGGCUACUGCCUACAUCUUCAUCUCUAUUGUGCUCACCCUUAUGGUACCCUGGCACAGCCUGGACCCUGACUCAAUUCUUGCCAAUGCCUUCUACCGGUGGGCCUACAGCUGGGCAGGCUUCAUCGUGGUGGCUGGUUCCAUCUUCAUCAUGAACACUGUCCUACCCCUCAACCUCUUAUCUGGGCCACAAAUCAUCUAUGCCAUGGCUAUUGAUAGGCUCUUCUCCCAGGCAUUUGCCCACGUGCACCCCCAGACGCAGGUGCCCAUGGUGGGCAUGCUGGUGUUUGGGGUCCUCAUAGCUUUUAUGGCACUGCUGCUGGACCUCAAGGUGCUGGUCCAGUUUCUGUCCUUUGUCACAUUGCUGGUUUAUACCUUUGUGGCCACCACCAUAAUCGAGUUUUGCUUCCAGAAGGCCCUUCAGUCUAGUUCCCUGGGCCAGGGAAGCCCUGGCCCUGUGGUCAAGAAGUACAACUUCUUUCAAGAUCACACCCAGCUGGUGGGCACGAGCUCAGCUCCUGAGCCCCAGCAGUGACAGCCAGCCCUGAAGCCCUACCUGGGCUUCUUGGGUGGGUGCAGCCCUGGAGUUGCCGGCUGGGUGGUAGGUGUCAUGGUGGCCUUGGCCAUCACCCUGGGCUGUGUACUGGUCUUUGAGGACUUGGCUCUGCACCUCCCAUGCUGGGGCCACAUCCUGCUGCACCUACUCAGCACUAUUGUGUUUGUGCCUAGUCUCCUCGUCCUGGGCCACCAGCACCAGAACCAGUAGGACACUUUCCAGACCCCCCUGGUGCCCUUGACUCCAGUCCUGAGCACUCUUCUGAACAUCUGUCUCAUGUGGAGGCUGAACAACCUGACCUGUCUGCAUUUCUUCAUCUGGUCCUGAUCAAUGAGUACUUGUGCAAUCCUUGCAGGACUCAUGGUGUAUUCCGGCUUUUGUAUCUAGUGCAGCAAAGAGAACCAGCAGGAGAUGCAGCAGCCAGCCGCCGCACGCUCCAUAGUGUUCCCCAAUGGCAGCCUGGAGGAGACGGUGCAGGUCAUGCAGCCCCUAAGCCAGGCACUGGCCCAGGAGCCCAGCUUCGUGGGGCAGCCACCAGUCCAUGAGGACAGCUGGAGGCCUACCCACCCUCCCCCACCUUCUCAGGAGGCUGGAGGGCCUGGGAGCCCCCUCUGA
Molecule: messenger RNA, 1914 nt
Organism: Molossus molossus (Pallas's mastiff bat)
Lineage: Eukaryota; Metazoa; Chordata; Mammalia; Chiroptera; Molossidae
Gene: SLC7A4
Product: solute carrier family 7 member 4
Biological process (GO): amino acid transport
Cellular component (GO): plasma membrane
Molecular function (GO): amino acid transmembrane transporter activity
Source: RefSeq, a predicted model, not a curated record